CUUUCCUUCACGGCCGCGGGGACCUGUGAAGAGGAAGAAGAAAAGCAAGGAAGAUGGCGCUGACCAGUUUUUUACCAGCGCCAACCCAACUAUCUCAGGACCAGUUAGAAUUGGAAGAAAGAGCAAGAUCCCAAAGGGUGAGACAGACUGCGUUGGUAUCAUCACGAAGGGAACCUCCCCCUUAUGGUUAUCGAAAAGGAUGGAUACCACGAAUGUUGGAGGAUUUUGGAGAUGGAGGUGCUUUCCCAGAAAUCCAUGUUGCUCAGUAUCCCCUGGAUAUGGGCCGAAAAAAGAAAAUGUCCAAUGCGUUAGCUGUUCAAGUGGAUGCAGAAGGAAAAAUAAAAUACGAUGCUGUAGCUCGGCAGGGUCAGUCAAAAGACAAGGUCAUUUACAGCAAAUACACGGACCUUAUUCCAAAGGAAGUUAUGAACGUUGAUGACCCUGAGUUGCAAAGGCCUGAUGAGGAAGCCGUCAGAGAGCUCACAGAAAAGACUCGAUCAGCCUUGGAAAAAUCCGUCUCCCAGAAAAUUGCAGCAGCCAUGCCAGUCCGAGCAGCUGAUAAACUAGCUCCAGCUCAGUACAUCCGGUACACGCCAUCACAGCAGGGUGUGGCCUUCAACUCUGGUGCAAAACAGAGAGUCAUUAGGAUGGUGGAAAUGCAGAAGGAUCCCAUGGAACCACCAAGAUUCAAGAUUAACAAGAAAAUCCCUCGUGGGCCGCCGUCUCCUCCAGCUCCUGUAAUGCACUCUCCCAGCAGAAAGAUGACCGUGAAGGAGCAACAAGAAUGGAAGAUUCCUCCUUGUAUUUCAAACUGGAAAAAUGCAAAGGGUUACACCAUUCCAUUAGACAAACGUCUGGCUGCGGAUGGCAGAGGACUGCAGACUGUUCACAUUAAUGAAAACUUCGCCAAGUUGGCUGAGGCUCUCUACAUUGCUGACAGAAAGGCUCGUGAAGCUGUAGAGAUGAGAGCCCAGGUAGAAAGGAAGAUGGCCCAGAAAGAAAAAGAGAAACAUGAAGAGAAACUCCGUGAAAUGGCCCAGAAAGCCAGGGAGCGAAGAGCUGGAAUCAAAACCCACGUGGAGAAAGAGGAUGGAGAAGCUAGAGAACGCGAUGAAAUCAGACACGACAGACGGAAAGAUAGACAACAUGACCGGAAUCUUUCUAGAGCAGCCCCUGACAAGAGAUCAAAGUUGCAAAGGAAUGAAAACAGAGAUAUUAGCGAAGUAAUUGCAUUGGGUGUCCCCAAUCCUCGGACAUCCAAUGAGAUACAAUAUGAUCAGAGGCUCUUCAACCAGAGUAAGGGCAUGGACAGUGGCUUUGCUGGAGGAGAAGAUGAAAUUUAUAAUGUCUAUGAUCAGCCUUGGAGAAGUGGUAAAGACAUGGCUCAGAAUAUCUAUAGACCCAGUAAAAAUGUGGAUAAGGACAUGUAUGGUGAUGAUUUGGAGGCACGAAUAAAGUCUACUAACAGGUUUGUUCCUGAUAAGGAAUUUUCUGGCUCAGACCGCAGACAAAGAGGAAGAGAAGGACCAGUUCAAUUUGAGGAGGAUCCUUUUGGUCUGGACAAAUUCUUGGAGGAAGCCAAACAGCAUGGGGGUUCAAAAAGGCCUUCUGACAGUAGCCGUCCAAAAGAACAUGAGCACGAAAGCAAGAAGAGAAGGAAAGAGUAAGGGCUUGUUCUUCUGGAUAAACAGACUGGAUUCAAAAUUAAAGCAGGCUAUAGGGGAAUAGUUUUUACCAAUUGACAGCCCUAUAUUGUGGA
This is a messenger RNA of Euleptes europaea (tarantolino), 1759 nucleotides long. It is a transcript of the gene SNW1, whose product is annotated as SNW domain containing 1. The transcript is spliced from 14 exons. Gene Ontology annotation, biological process: mRNA splicing, via spliceosome. The record is from RefSeq and is a predicted model, not a curated record. NCBI's taxonomy places the organism in Eukaryota, Metazoa, Chordata, Lepidosauria, Squamata, Sphaerodactylidae. The coding region runs from base 54 to 1667 and encodes 537 amino acids. Gene Ontology annotation, cellular component: spliceosomal complex.